This is a messenger RNA of Zychaea mexicana, 1077 nucleotides long. RefSeq lists its product as uncharacterized. NCBI's taxonomy places the organism in Eukaryota, Fungi, Mucoromycota, Mucoromycetes, Mucorales, Lichtheimiaceae. The record is from RefSeq and is a predicted model, not a curated record. Bases 1 to 1077 code for a protein of 358 amino acids. The transcript is spliced from 2 exons.
AUGUCCGAUUCCAUGUUCGAAGACGAUGCAUUUGCUGCGAGCCAGUCGCUCGAAGAAGAAUUGCUGGGCAAGGGGUAUUUUAUGAAUAUGGAAACACCUCUUGGUUCAUCACUUGCAGCUGAGCUGCAUUCCGCCGGAGGACCUGCUCCACCAUCCACCGUUGCACCUCCGCUGUCUCCACCCGUCAGCCACCAUGGGAACAGCAAAUUGGCUUCCAUGGCAAUGAAUCGCAGCUUGUCUAGUUCCCCGGUCCUAUCGCCCAUUCAAUGGAGCCAUGCCAUGAGCACUUCAACCUCGGCCUACGGCCGCAGCCGUCGCAGCUCGUUUAGCUCAACAUGGUCCUCACUUGACCAGGAAGACGAUGACCCCUUUGAAGUUUUAAAACGGCAGUUGGAAGAGCUCAACUCGGCCGUCUGGGAAACCAAGACGCUCCACAAGCGGCUCUUCAAUACGUUGUUGGCGGAUGAUCAGCAGAAUAAUCCUUUAAAGAACAGCAACAAGUACACCCCACCGCUCGAGUUGGUGAUCACAUCCGUAGCAAAUCUUGUCGAAAGCAAAUCCCGUGACCGAGAACGACAAACGAGCUCGCUCCGUAACCUCGAUAGCUCAAUACGGAAGGAGAUUGCAUGGAUGCCUUUGGACGCUAUCAAAGAACUCGAGGCAUUGUUUGCAUCCAUGAAGACAACACUGUACGAUCAGGCAUACUCGUAUGAAAACCCGCUUCCAGCAAUUCACAAGCUGAAUAUCGAGACGUCGUCCAUGACCGAGUCUUUGGAGGAGCUUAAGGAGAUCAUGUAUGUCAAUAAGCGACAGGUGCAAGAGUUGAACUCGCGACUGCGGUCGAUUGCCAAGACGGUACAUGAAGUGCGCAAGGAUAUCCGAAGGAUAAACAAGUUCCUGGAAGAAAAGGACGAUGAUGAUGCGGUUGUGCUCGAGAAGGGUGAAGUGCAGGAACGCGUCAAGGAUAUCAUGUGGGGUCUGGACGAUUUAGACGCCAAGAGCUCGAGAGAGAUCCAACAGAUGCAAAUGUUUUGGGAAGGUAGUCUCGAUACCGUUGCAACCUCGACUUCGUCCUAG